Molecule: messenger RNA, 3281 nt
Organism: Micropterus salmoides (largemouth bass)
Lineage: Eukaryota; Metazoa; Chordata; Actinopteri; Centrarchiformes; Centrarchidae
Biological process (GO): negative regulation of smoothened signaling pathway
Cellular component (GO): Golgi apparatus; ciliary membrane
Source: RefSeq, a predicted model, not a curated record
GUGCCCUUACAGUCGGUCUAGUCCGGCAAUGUCAGACCAUCCACGGACGAGACCGGACCUGUAUUCCACCACGGCUGCCCCCUGAGUGGGUCACCACACUUUUCUUCAUCAUCAUGGGCAUCAUCUCCCUCACUGUCACCUGUGGACUGCUGGUGGCUUCACACUGGCGCAGAGAGGCCACCAAAUACGCCCGCUGGAUCGCCUUUACUGGCAUGAUCCUGUUCUGCAUGGCGGCGCUCAUCUUCCCCAUAGGCUUCUAUAUCAACGAGGUGGGAGGCCAGCCGUACAAGCUGCCCAACAACACAGUGGUCGGCUCCUCUUACGUGCUGUUUGUCCUCUCCAUCUUCUUCACCAUAGUGGGACUUCUGUUUGCAGGCAAAGUUUGCCUCCCAGGCUGAGGACUCGCCGUUGCCCGCCUCUGGACUGACCCCAGGAGGCUCUGAAAAUGUUAUGGGAUUUACAAAAACACACAAUGACUGAAAAUCAAAGACAACAAACUCUGUCCAGAAGCCUGAAACAGGGCGGUCUCUGGUCAAGGGACCGCAGCACCUCGGAGUACCUAAGAACUAAACAAAUGGAAACGAACAAAACACUAAAGAGGGGGUGGGGGGAGAGUGUGAGAGAGGGCAGCUGAGGCCGUCGCAGCACCCUGCCACUGUUGAUUUAAAAUAUGACCGUCUCUUUCUUGUUGUUCUGUUGGAAAAGGGUGCUUAAUGUGCCGCUGUCAUGGCAACUGCGGCCACAAUGCUGGCGCACAUUUCUUGAGGACCAGCCGCUCCUCGACUUGACCCCCGCCCGCCGCCAUCAGCACACAUCUGUGCCAUCAUGACCGCUCCUGUUACUAUUUUUGGCUUCUCUUUGCUAUUUCAGUUGUGUGGUUUUUUUUUUUUUUCUGUUGUUGUACAAUUUGUGUUCUUUUUAUUUUAUUUUUUCUUCCACCUUCGCUCCCCCGUCGCCUUUCCACUGAAGUAGCUUGAGUGUAAUUGAGGUUUACUGAAUGAAUCUCUGAGGGGAACUGUUUUGUUUGUUUGUUUUUUUAAAAUUCUGCCAGCUUGGCUUUCGAGCAGGGUUUAUUCUCGCCUGUCACUUCACAAGGCCCCAGGUGUGUGAGCUGGGGAAAGCAGUUGUGAGACCAGCUGUCUGGGCCAGCUCACGGCCAGCUGUGGGCGAGAGGAAGGCGCAGGUGUGACGCCUCUUUGUCUCCAAUCAGCUGCAGCUCUGGAGCAGGUAGCAAACCAGGGGUGACCUCCCUGGGCAGCAGACCAGGAGGUCUAGUAUCAUCAAGGAGAAUGCCACUCAAUGUAAGACCUUGCAUUAUGUUAUUUAUAUGGACAGCAACAGAGUAUUAGUGAGUAUAGACAACUUUUUUUGCCAAGCGAAAGCCAUGACACUGAUACACAUCCUUUGCCAAUAACUAGAGGACUGUGAAUUUAGAGAAUAAUCAUCUGAACAUUAGCACACUUCUGUGUAUUUGUAGUAGUCUUCUUAAUUCUGUUAAGUACUGCCACAAGUUGAGUGAAAGUAUUUUUCAAAAGCAUACGUCACUGUGGUGUUUCAUUUUUGAGAGGUCGAGAUGAACACGUAUAUCGCUAAUUAUAGCGGACAGUAUUGACUUUUAUAGAUAGAAGCUGAAGUUAUCUAAGGUGGGAAAAUAACAUGUGAAUGCUGAAAAUUGGUGGUAUUCUCCUUUAAUGUUGGACUGGAAAGAAGCAGGAGUGUUUUUUUUGUCUUGUUUUGUACAACAGUGAAGGCACUGGGACUGCAGGUCAGGUCCAUGCAUGGGGCUGUGCCUCAGUGUGCUGCCACUGAGGCCCGUGAAUGUAACACACACACACAAACACACACACACACACACGCACACGCACACACGCGCACGUACAGCCACUACCACACUGUCUGUACCUUGCAAAUACUCACAUUAGGGCUGCAGCUAACAAUUCUUUUCAUUGUCUAUUAUUGUCCUGAUUAGAGUAAUGAAUUACAAAAAUAAUUAUCCCCAGAGAAUGUGCUAAUAACAGAUCAAUGUGAGCUUCACUACAAGUACCGCAAAAUUAAGACAGGUCACGCGACUCUUAUCUGGCAAACCAUGCUUUAUUUAGCACCUCACCUGAAGUUUUCGGCGAUCUUGCCUCCUUCAAGGUGAUGCCUAAGGUGAUUUCUGUUUUGGCCCAUAAUCAUGCUCUUUGGGAUCUACAGCUCCCAUAAUUUGGGGGCUUUGGGAAAUGUUAACCGAAAACUAUCCUUUUUAUCUUUUUUUUUUUUUUUUUGCCUAUAUUGUUUCACAUUUUUACAAAUCGGCACCAUUAAGUAUGCCGAGUUAGAUAUUAGUUGCUCUCGUUUACAAUGUACCCAUUUAUGUACAGACAACUAACACUGGAUUACAUUGAUACUGAAGAAAACUUAAAAACAUGAUGAUUUUAAGGCAAGUUCUGGAGUUGAGAAGGGUGUCUUUUUUUCCCCUAUAAUUUCUAAGUAGAUUGAUGGACAUCUGUGAUGACUAUUAUUCAACAUUUAGUAUACUCAAAAAUCUUUGACAUUUGGAGCAGGUUUAUCCAUCAAUUUUAAAGUCCAUUUACAGUUGACAUUAACACGGCUGUCCCUCAACUAAUUUUUGAUUGUCACAAGACCAGUUCAUAACCCACACAUUUACAAUUUCAUGUGUCAUGUAAGAGACAAAGCAAAACAGCCAAUCAGAGCUAAAGAAAUGAAGAGAUCAAAAUAGUUGCAGGUUAAUUUUGUAUUGAUCAACUACCCGUUUUAACACUUACACAUAUUCACAUAUAGACAUGGGUCAUAAAAAUUUGGGGAGCAUACAACCUACUGAUACUCUGAUCUCUCCUGAAAAAAGUGUGUGUGUGGAAUCAAUCACGGAGCUCAGUCACUAAGUCUUAUUUUGUUUGUAUUUCUGUUUCCUGCUCAGCUUUUCUUACUCUCGGUCUGAUGAUGUAUACUGCUAACUAUACACUCUGCAGUGCCCUGUCUUUGGUUGGUUCAGUAUUGUUCCAUGACCUGUUUUUGUUUAAUAAUGUACAGACACAGAAGGCAGGAUUUCUGUAUUAGGAAGCACUGUGCAUUCAACAGUAUAGGUAACAGAAAUAGAAGCAUCACAAAUUGUAUAAAAAAGAGAAACUUCUUACCUCAUUGUUUUUGUUUCUGCUAUUAUUUUCUAAUGGUGGCAAUGUGUGCCCUCUAAUUUGUCUCUUGCCUUGAUCGGAUGUCUUCACAUAAAGCCUAUGAUCAUAGGAAAUUAUUUAUCACUGAAUAAAAAGAGAAAACAUGGG